AUGCAUAAUGUUGUUACACUAAAUGUUGGCUUGUCCGAUCAUCUCCCAGUAUUCGCUCUCAGGCGCUUUAAGAAAACCGGAGAGCAAGGUGCAGCAGGCACUAAAAUACAUGAACACACAUCACUCAAAUACCGAAAUCUAAAGUCCCUCAAUAAUGAAUUGUUUGCUAAAGAUCUUUCAGAAGCCCCGUGGGAUUCAGCAUUCGUGUUUGAAGAUACUGAUGACAUUGUUGAUUCGUGGUAUUCCAUUUUUACUAAUAUCCUUAACAAACACGCUCCAAUAAUAUCGAAACGAGUUAAACGAAAGAUCCAACCAAAAUGGUUUACAAAUGAUAUAACAAAUGAAAUUCAAAUCAGAGACAGACUUCUAAAACAAGCACGUGCUUCCAACAACGCAAAUGACUGGUCAAUUUUCAAACUGGCCAAAAAUAAAGUAACUCAGUUAAUCCGUAAUAAAAAGAAAAAUUAUUUUAAAUCGAAAGUAAAUGAACAUCGAGAAAACCCAAAUAAACUAUGGUCAUUGAUUAAAGAUCUAUCAAGAGUAUCAUUGGGAGAAAACAACGGUAUUCGUCAAUUAAACGAAAACGGAGAACUUGUAACGGAAAGCAGAAGCAUUGCCGAAAUCUUUAACUCUUUCUUUGUUAGUCAACCACAACGUCUCUUAUCAUCUAUAAAGUCUACUUUUUGUAACGAAUCUCUGCUAAACUCUCUAAAGAUAAAGAUAAAGUUUGAAAUUCCACAUAUUUCUCCAGAAAAGGUACUUCAAAUGCUAAAUUCUAUGCCAGCAAAUAAAGCAACAGGUGCUGAUGGAUUGAGUCCUAAAUUACUGAAAAUUGCUGCUCCAUCCAUAUCAAGCUCAGUCGCACGUCUCAUAAACCAUUGCAUAUCCACCAACACCUUCCCAUCCAGAUGGAAAGUAGCCAAAGUCACCCCAAUUUUUAAGAAUCAAGGAAGUGUAGAACACAAACAAAAUUACAGACCAAUAUCUGUUCUUCCGAUCCUCUCAAAAUUAUACGAAAGAUAUCUCUACAAACACUAUAUUCACACUUAUGCAAUAACAAUUUCCUAUAUGGCCUGCAAUCUGGCUUUCGCAAACGCCACUCGACUGAAACUGCUCUAA
This is a messenger RNA of Paramuricea clavata, 1119 nucleotides long. Lineage: Eukaryota; Metazoa; Cnidaria; Anthozoa; Malacalcyonacea; Plexauridae. The record is from the annotation of a GenBank genome assembly.